Amphimedon queenslandica is the source of this 2710-nucleotide messenger RNA. RefSeq names its product chondroitin sulfate synthase 1-like. The transcript is spliced from 3 exons. The coding region runs from base 115 to 2601 and encodes 828 amino acids. Gene Ontology annotation, molecular function: glucuronosyl-N-acetylgalactosaminyl-proteoglycan 4-beta-N-acetylgalactosaminyltransferase activity. Gene Ontology annotation, cellular component: Golgi cisterna membrane. The record is from RefSeq and is a predicted model, not a curated record. Lineage: Eukaryota; Metazoa; Porifera; Demospongiae; Haplosclerida; Niphatidae.
GAGAGGGGGCGUUGUGUUUGUAUUGUCCCACUACUCUUCCUCGCUUUUCUCUUAAAUCAACUCUCGCCUCAUCACCAUUCUCCUCCUUCUGAAAGCUAAGCAAGCCAUUUAAUUAUGAACGCUUGUCUGAAGGGACGGCGAGGUCUAGUGACCUUACUUGUAGGAACAGUCCUCGGACUGUCUUUAGGAUGCGCCCUAACCCUCACCUAUGGCUUGAAACUAGGCACUUUCUCUUACAGGGAGGACUUUGAUAGGCUCCCAAGAAUGGCUCUAGAAGCUACUGAUAAAUUUCAUGGGAAUACAAGAGCGGACGAAGCUCAGUCUCCUUUGUCACAUAGUAGUAACACUAGUAGAAAUGUAAGCAAAACAACUCCUCACUUCAACUACAUCCCGAGCAAACCAAGCUCCCUUUCACCUUCCAUUAGUACCAUCUCUCACCCUCUUCACAAAAAGCUGUACCUUGUAAUACUCCUCAGCUAUGGAGCUGACUCAACAAAGCUGGAGACCAUAUACGAUACUUGGGGUAGAGAUCUUGUAGACUUAAAGUUUUUUGUGAGUUCCUCUGAACAUCAGGACCUUCAGUCUGACGGCAUGCCCAUUAUACAUCUACCAGGUCAAUCCUCCUUUCCUUCAAAAUGGCAUUACGUCGAGUCUGUACUUGAUUAUGUGUAUCAUCACUAUUCUGAUCAGUACAAUUGGUUUGUUUUAGCUAACCAUGAUGUCUAUUUGAACACCAAAGCCCUCCAGGACCUCUUCUUACGUCUAAACCCAACCAGCAAUGUGUACAUGGGUACACCGGUUGUUCCAGUGUCUCACCAGCAGGAUGACGAUGGAGACGAGGAUAAACCAUUCUCCUAUUGCCAUGGUCAGAGUAUUGUACUUAGCCAGUCUGUUUUGAGUCAUUUGGUGCUUAAGAGUCAGCCCUGUGUGAUGAAUGAUGAGGAAAUUGAAUGGGAUCACAGAAUAGGGAAGUGUCUAAAGAAAACAAUGGGCCUUGAAUGUGGAGAGAGCGUGGAUGAAAAGGUACUGAAAUACUUUGCAUAUGAUGUCUCGAGUGAUUCUAAAAAGUUAUGGGAGGAGAGCAGCACGAUACUGGACUAUUUAACACUCAAUAACGCCAAAGAAAAUGACCAGAUGUAUUCUCUCCAUUACCUGUAUAAACUAAAAGAGCUCAGUAAAGCGCAAGAGAGAGCAACUGAACUCAACGAGCACGUCAAAAGCCUCUGUCAGAGUAUGCCACACUCUGUACUGGAGGAUGAAACUAUUGAAGAGCAUUGCACUAGUUUAAGAUUGAAAACUGAUGAGUCCAACGAGAAGGAAACAGAUGAUAACUCAGACUCUGUUACAAUCCCUGUGAGCAAGUUCCAUCCGCACAAUCGUUUCCAAGUCCAGUCCUGGCAUUACUUUGAUGCUAUUAAUAUUUACGAGGAUGAGAACAGUAUGCCCCGCCGGUCACUGAGGACUUACAAAUAUCACUCCAUAGAGUUGCAGAAGGCUUUACAAGAAGCCGUAAAAGCAGCGAGCAGGCAGCAUCAUGCCAAACUGAGAUUCAAGAAAAUACUAAACGGCUACGUGAGGCACAAUCCACUUGUUGGCAAUGAGUACAUCAUAGAUGCUAAGUUUGUGGAGGCCAGGCACCCGAGGAGGAAAGUCGAGAAAAGGAUUAAGUUGCUACGUCCAUUGGCCUCAAGUUAUAUCGUCCUACCCUCAAAAUCGAACUCGACUGAAACUAUUCACUUUGUGGUCCCGAUCACCAGAGUUAACCAGAGGCUGGUUGACUUCCUUCAAAUGUAUGAGAAACUUGCUCUUAGGACGAGAGAGAAAGUCCACUUGGUUCUAUCUGUGUAUGGUGAAAAUGAUAUAGAGUUAGUGAGACAGAAUGUUACUCUCUACUCUAAGAAAUACCCAAAGGCUGAGAUAUCUGUCAUACAAGGUUUCGGAGAGUUCUCUAGAGGCAAGGCCCUUGAUCUGGGCAUGUCUAGCCUCAAAGACAAUGAUCUUGCAUUUUUCUGUGAUAUCGACAUGACCAUAGACAGACAGUUCCUUAAAAAGUGUCGCCGUAAUACAAUACAAGGGAGCAGUGUGUAUUAUCCGGAAGUUUUCAAAUUAUACAAUCGUAAGUACGUGUACAGGAAAUCCUGGCAUCCCAGUCGAUACGGUAUCAGCCGAGAGCAGGGCCACUGGGGCUACUAUGCUUACGGGAUGCUCUGCAUUUAUAAAUCUGACUACAAAUCUAUCGGAGGACUGGACACUGGUAUGAUAGGAUGGGGAGGGGAGGACGUGGACCUCUACGAGAGAGUACUGAAGAGUGGCCUAGAUGUGCUGAGAUCCCCCGAUACAAGUCUUCUCCAUCGCUGGCACUCCAAGUCUUGCAAGAUGCAAAGCUCUGAUAAAAUGUUGGAGCAUUGUCUCAUGUCACAGGCGGAAGUGCUGGCGGACAGGAGAGAGCUCGCUCGAUACAUUUUUGACAUACAGGGCCUUGAAGAGGAGUACAGUGAAGAGACUACUGCUCCAAGUGACUCUGAGAAGAAAGAGGAAGAGAAUCAGCAGCAGCAGCAGCAGCAGCAGCAGCAAGAAGAAGAGCCAUCAACGCAACUGUAACAUUACGUGUAUAUGUAUCUAUGCAUUUUAAUAAAAAUUAAUGAUUAUUAUUAUUAUUAUUAUUAUUAUUACUAUAUUAAAAGGUGCCAAAUAUAAACCGUUUGUCCCA